Molecule: messenger RNA, 2259 nt
Organism: Theileria parva strain Muguga
Lineage: Eukaryota; Apicomplexa; Aconoidasida; Piroplasmida; Theileriidae
Product: SVSP family protein
Exons: 1
Coding region: 386-1999 (537 amino acids)
Source: RefSeq, a predicted model, not a curated record
AUAAAUCACAAAAAUAGAAAGAAUUUAACAGCUUUAAGUGUGUUAUUAUAUGUUGAUAAUAUAAAGUUAAUAAAUUCGGGAGAUCUGGAAAGAUAUUUUAUAGAUCCAUACACCUAGCGAUUUGGUACAUUAUCAUUUAAAUAACAAGAAAAACCAGCCGUUCGACUAAAUUUUUUUAAUUUUAAUUAAACCCAUAAUUAAAAUUAACCUUUUUGAGAAAAUUGAAGCUUUCAAUAGAUAAAAUAUAAUAAAUAACAAACACUAUUGAACGCUGUUAAAUCAGCUAGAAUUAUUGAUACAGGAAUUUUAAACAUUAUUUUUUAAUAAAUAUAAAGCCUACGAAUGGUAAAAUUCGAUAAUUCUGCCGGGAUUGGCCAUUCAUAUAAUGAAUGGAUCUUUAGCACACAAAUGUAUAUUAAUAUUAAUCAUCCAAUGUGUAUAUUGCGCUGAUAAACCAAAUGAUCACAUUCGAGGUGCGAAUGGAGGACAAGCAAACGAAUCUGGUGCCGAAGAUGAUGGUAGUGAGGACAACUUUAAUGUGGCAGAUGUGACGGGUCCACCAAUAUUUAUGGGAGGUGCUCCAGGUUAUUCACCUGCUUAUCCACAACCUCCUGUAUUUCCUCAGCCAAUUCCCGCAGGACAACUAGUUUCUUUUCCUCCGAGUCAAGUAAAUUUAGUAGGACAACAACAGGUUUAUCCCGGAAUUCCAUAUCAACAUAUUCCCAUACCACCUUCGAGUCAACCACAAUUACAUCCACAGCCUCAAUUACACCCUCAAUUACACCCUCAAUUACAACCUCAAUUACAACCUCAGUUACAACCUCAAAUUCAACAAGUUAUUCCGCCUGGUUAUGUACAAGUACAACUCAUUCAGCCAGGAUAUGGAAUUGGCUAUCAGCCUCAGGCUCAAAUUAUAGGUUCUGUUACACCUGUAACGCCUUUCAUAUAUCAACCUGUUCCCGUAGCUUAUCCAGUGGCAUUUCAACCAACUCCAGCAUAUGUAGUGACUGGACCAAUUCCCGGUACUCAACCUACAGUUCCUGUUCAACAAUUUCAACAUUAUCAACCUGUACAACCACAAGCUGGACCUGGUUUCCAAGAUCAACCUGGACAACUUAGCGAUUCUAGUGGAGUUGUCGGCGAUGUUGAUGAUAAAUCUCAACAAACUAGCGAGGCUGAAGGUGAGGGUGGAGCUGUAGGAGGUGAGCCCAAACAACCAAAGGCUGAGGAUGAAAUUGAUUAUGAAAGUUAUGAUCUGAUAGUGAAAGAUUUGGAAUCGUUAGACAUUGAGGAUGAGACUAAAAAGCCGAGCCCAAAAGUACCUGAAUCAGGAAUCAAACCGCAUCCUUAUGGACAAUUUGUACCUGGAUUUUUGUCUCACAAAUACCCAUCAAUUACUCUCUAUGGAAUGAAUGGUAAAAAUGAACUGGUUCAACUGGGUACUCACCACCACAACGUGGUAUCAGACACUGAUUAUAUUGUUAAAGUUCGUUUAAAAAUCCCUAUUUGUAAAUUAGUUUCUGACGGCAGAACAGUAUGGGAUCAUCGACCAGGUUUGCCACAACAUAAGUUUUUUUGUUAUUUCAAAUAUGAGUCAAGGUUCUCCUUUUAUUCGGAAAAAUUAGUAGAGUCGUGUAUGAUGGAUAAAGGCUUAUGGAUUUGUACGUUCAAGGAAGUCCCAGGAAUAAAAUUCUACAAACAAAAUGCACAAAACGAAUUAGUUGAAAUUGGUCUUGCGGAGAUGCUUAUAGAUUACAACGGGAUUUUAGAAGUUAGAUUUAAUAUUGAUCCGAGUGUAGACUGCGUGCUGGUUAGAUUUAAUGAAGAGACGCUUUGGGAAAAGAUGCCUAAUAUGGUUUUAAGAGGAUUGACUUAUAUCGACGACAAUUCGAUGAUGCUUUACAUUUGUCAAAGAGAAUAUUGGCUUAGAAAAGUUCGUGGCGAUUGGGUUUUGAAAAGACUCCCAAGACAAACUAAGGGUAGGAGGAAUAUGAAAUGAGACGAAACUCAUUCAACCGGCGUUAAAUAGGUAAAUAGGAUUAAAUUAAGGAUAAAUAGACAAAAUUAGUAUUUUAAAAGCUAAAUGAGUGUUUUUUAUUUUCAAAAAUAAUCAAAACAAGUAUUUAAAAAAGACAGGAAGAGCACAGGUCUAGAGGUGACUAUAAUCAGAGAAUUUAUCAACACAUAAACAAUUGACCAAUUUUUGAUGUAAUAUAAUUUGUAAAGUGAAGGAACGAGAUAUAAUAUUCUAUGAACUGA